This is a messenger RNA of Nylanderia fulva, 3721 nucleotides long. It is a transcript of the gene Nox, whose product is annotated as NADPH oxidase. The record is from RefSeq and is a predicted model, not a curated record. Gene Ontology annotation, cellular component: NADPH oxidase complex; plasma membrane. Gene Ontology annotation, biological process: defense response; superoxide anion generation. Gene Ontology annotation, molecular function: superoxide-generating NAD(P)H oxidase activity; calcium ion binding. Lineage: Eukaryota; Metazoa; Arthropoda; Insecta; Hymenoptera; Formicidae.
ACCAACACUCUUCCAGAUAAGAUGCCGACGACAUCAUCAACGCCGGCUCGUUGAUGCCCCGAGGAUGAUUUUCAUUCAAGACUUCUCUCAGUAACACCGAGACGUUAGCGCGGCAAUUUCGAUACGCGUUCGAUAAAAGCGACGAAUGAAGCGAGCGAGAAAUGCCAGGGAUCUUAUUGAUUUCGUGAUGAAUUGUCAAAGUGACUCUGAUCUCAAUUCUUCGAUCACAUCCCUCGUAGUCGCAAACAGUGUUUAAUAACAUGGAAGAGAAUAUCAGUUGUAUGGAGGAAGAAUGCCUGAUCGAGAAGAGGCGGACUACUAUCCUAAAGGAAUGUAAGGAAAUAUUACAAGAAGAAGGAUCUGGACGCUACAGCAAAGAAGCCUUUAGAAGACUUUUCCAAGGUCAGGCACUUCUUCAAAAAUUAUUUAUACUAUUCGAUCAAGAUCGUGAUGAGUUACUGAAGCAGGAGGAAUGGAUCGAAUUUCUGAAAGGAAGGCUGACAAACGAGAAGCAAAAUUAUUUUAUCGAUCAAAUCGAAAGUGUGACAUAUGUAUUAUGCGGAGAGAAUCCAGUAAAUCUUCUCAAUUUUCAGCAGAUUUUUUAUACCAAAGGGAUCGUGGAUAAACUGUUCCGUUUAAUCGAUCAAGAGAACUCAGGAUUAGGAUACGUAACGUCAGCCCAAAUCAUGGAGUUUAUAUCUAGCGUGAGUAAUACCAGACCACGUGCUGGCUUCGAUAAAAAAAAUCUCGAAUGGCUCGAAAUGAUAUUUAAGCAUACUGUUGGGAAUGAGAGGGAAAUUCGGCGUGAAGAAUUCAACACAAUUGUCACUUCGAAGAACCCAUUCUUUAGGGAGAGAGUUUUUCAAAUAUUUGACAGAGACAAUUCUGGCACGAUAUCACUUCAAGAAUUUCUGGAUGCUAUGCAUCAAUUCGCUGGAAAGUCUCCGGAUGAUAAAAUCAAGUUUCUCUUCAAAGUUUAUGAUAUCGAUGGUGAUGGAUUGAUACAACUUCGUGAGCUGGAACAUGUAAUGAGAGCUUGUAUGGAAGAGAAUGGGAUGAAAUUUAGCGACGAGCAAAUAGAAGAUCUAACAAUUGCAUUAUUUGAGGAUGCUGAUCAGGACAACAAAGGAGCGCUUACUUUCGAAGCUCUAAAAAGGCAGUUAGAGAAGCAUGAAGGCCUGCUGGAAAAUCUCUCGAUCAGCAUAGAUCGAUGGUUAGUACCACCGCAACCGAAACCAAAACAAAGCUAUUUGGGAACGUUUUCGUCUCUUCGUCCGUAUCAACUCACAAAACCAUACAUGAAGAACAAUUACGUCUAUAUCGCUUUUAUUUCGAUAUUCAUCCUUAUCAAUGUAGCUCUGUUUAUUUCUCGUCUUUAUGAGUAUCGGAAUUAUAAUGGUUAUGUAAUGAUCGCACGUGCAUGUGGACAAUGUUUGAACUUUGAUUGCACAUUUAUCUUGGUCCUGAUGCUGCGGCAGUGCAUCACAUUUUUGCGAACACACGGCUUUAACUCCGUAUUGCCUUUAGAUCAUCACAUAUAUCUUCAUAAGAUGACGGGGAUAUUGAUUGGAAUCUUCAGUAUUGUACACACUCUGAUGCAUCUUAUUUACUGCGGUACGGUAAUCAUAAACGACGAGAAAAUGAAUAGCGGGAAUUAUACGAUGUCUGAAUGGUUGUUGACGAGUCGACCUGGAUAUUUUGGUUUGGUAGCAGGCAGUGCAUACCCGACUGGAGUAGUUUUGUUUAUUAUACUUAUUAUUAUGACAAUUUGUUCCAUGGCAUUUGUACGGCGCGGAGGCUGUUUUGAGAUAUUUUAUUGGUCUCAUCUGUUGUACAUACCAUUCUGGAUUUUAAUAAUCUUUCAUGGCCCAAAUUUCUGGAAAUGGUUCGUCGGUCCGGGCGUGAUAUACUUAGUGGAGAAAAUUCGUCGAUUAAUAUGGUUACGUUCGCAGCGUGGCAAGACGUAUAUAAGCUCCGGCCUCUUGUUACCUUCUAAAGUAACUCACUUGGUCAUCAAGAGACCACCUCAUUUUCACUUUCAUCCUGGUGAUUAUGUAUUUGUUAGUAUUCCGGUGAUAGCAAGAUAUGAGUGGCAUCCUUUUACUAUUAGCAGCGCUCCGGAACAGGAAGAUUAUAUGUGGCUGCACAUUCGCGCAGUCGGUGAAUGGACCAACAGUUUGUAUUCGUACUUUGAAAAAGAACAAAUAAAGCUGCAUCGUGGCGAUAUCUUACAUUGCAAUAAUGCGAAUACUCCCCAAAAGAAAUCAUUUCUUAGUAGCAAAAAGCUACCACUUAUUACGCGACAGAGACCUUCAACAGAAACGAUAGCUUAUACUCAUGAUAAUCCUGCGUUUGUAUCUGAUGUAUCGAAGACCAUUUUGCAUACACCUAAUACUGAAUCUUCAUAUUUAAAAACCCCAGAAAAUACACCGGAAUCAAAUAAGGGAUGGACGGAUAUGUCUGCGAGAAGAGACAGAAGACUCCAUCGAUUACUUUUUGAUAGCAAAAUGCCUCUUGAAAAAUCAUAUUCGAUGCCCGAUAUGCAAACAAGGAGUAAGAAAAAAGAACGACUUAGGGCACUUCGUGAUUACACGAGAUCAGAAUCGGAGAGAAGUUUUGAUGAGUGUCAAAUGAGACGUGCUCGGCUGAAAUCAUUGGGUUUAGCUUAUUUGAGCCCGCAGAAUAAAUCAUUGGCUCAAAGCUUCCGGUACAUGCGGACGAAACCAACUAUCAUCGCUUUCAAAACACCCAGUCUUGAAUCGUGCGAAUUCGAUGCAUCAUCAAACGCUGCAUCAAAUGCGAAUGCGAGUGGAAUUGAAAUGACACCUACCACACCUACAGUGACUAUGCAGAUUGCGGCAGAAGAGGGAAGAUUGAGAAAAGCUUUUAACGAAGCUGCAGAUAGUUCAGAGAGUUUGGAUUUGAAAUCCGAAAGUUCUUCUCACACAUCCAUAAAUUAUCCCGUAGGGAAACCAUUGGAGAUCUUUUUGGAUGGUCCCUACGGGACACCGUCGAGCCACAUCUUUCGUGCGCAACACGCUGUUUUAAUCGGCACAGGAAUCGGAGUUACACCCUUCGCCUCCAUACUACAAUCAAUUAUGCAUCGAUACUGGAAAGCGAGGCAUACUUGUCCAAAGUGUUCAUUUUCUUGGGCCAGUGAAAUUCCGCCCACUGUAAUGAAUUUACGAAAGGUUGACUUCUUUUGGAUCAAUCGUGAUCAACGUUCGUUUGAAUGGUUCGUUAACUUGUUGUCGCAACUUGAGAUGGAACAGGCUGAGUUAGGUAUUACCAUGGAACGCUUUUUGGAGAUGCACAUGUACAUUACAAGUGCAUUGCAAAAGAACGAUAUGAAAGCAGUCGGUUUGCAAUUAGCACUAGAUCUCCUGCAUGAAAAGGAGAAACGAGACCUUAUCACAGGUUUAAAAACCCGAACAAAUGCUGGUCGUCCAAAUUGGGAUAAGGUUUUCAAGCAGCUGCAGGAUAAGAAGAAGGGAAAAAUUACAGUUUUUUAUUGCGGACCGCCACAGCUUGCUAGAAUUCUUCGGUACAAAUGCGAUCAGUUUGGAUUUUGCUUUAGAAAGGAAUCUUUCUGAUACCUCGGAGGAAAAGAUAUUUGAUAAUUAUUGAAUUACAAGAUAUAUGAAAAAUGUUAAUAACAAUGGUUUAUUUGUUAUACACUUUUUGUACUAUUUUCACGAAUUAUAAUUAUGUAUAAUAAUUA